Molecule: messenger RNA, 3419 nt
Organism: Bufo gargarizans (Asiatic toad)
Lineage: Eukaryota; Metazoa; Chordata; Amphibia; Anura; Bufonidae
Product: zinc finger protein 271-like
Exons: 7
Coding region: 182-2485 (767 amino acids)
Biological process (GO): negative regulation of transcription by RNA polymerase II
Molecular function (GO): DNA-binding transcription repressor activity, RNA polymerase II-specific
Source: RefSeq, a predicted model, not a curated record
CUCCUACAGCACAGCCUGGAGCCUGACUCCUGUAGACUCUGGAAGAAGUGCAGUCACAGAACGCUCCAUGGUGAAGGGUUGUCAGAGGAGGAGGACACGUCCGACCCCAGGUUCCUACAAUAUAGCACCAGCUCAGUGGAUAUCUUUUAUAUAGAUUCUUCUCCUGAUUGACCCAACAAGAAUGGACAGGGACAAGAUGGCAGAGAGUAUAAUAAAUCUCACCCUAGAGAUCCUCUUCCGUCUUACUGGAGAGGACUACACAGUAGUGAAGAAGACCUCUAGUGAGCGCUGUCAGGCCCCUGUGUCUGAAGGAUGGGGAAGAACCCUGAGCUCAAUCAUGGGGCCUCCGCCUCACCCCCUGAUACAUGAGGAAAUCAGUAGAGAGAAGAUCCUAGAACUCGCCAACAAGAUGAUUGAGCUGCUAACUGGAGAGGUUCCUAUAAGGUGUCAGGAUGUCACCGUCUAUUUCUCCAUGGAGGAGUGGGAGUAUUUAGAAGAACACAAAGAUCUGUACAAGGACCUCAUGAUGAAGGAUCACUGGCCUUUCACAUCUCUAGUUAAGGAAGAGACAAGAACACCGGAGAGAUGUCAGAGUCCUCUUCUUCCACCGGAUGGUUCAGAAGAACAUCACAAUGUCCCAUGGGAUGAUCAGCUUGUGAAUCCGGGUGACGAUCUGAACAAUAUUAAUCCUACAGAGACAUAUGUGAGGGGCGAUGAGCAGAGCAUAGAGGACAUUCCUACAGAUAACCGCCCAGAUGACUGUACGAGGCUCUUAGAGAAACAUCUUAUAUCCUCAGAUUUUGAAGUAUCUGAUCAUGGUAUCACACGUGAUACAUAUGAAGAACAUACCAUUCACAGCAAAAAUAUACCACUUGAUCCUUUCAAACAGGUCCAAUCUUCUGAUUCAUCACAGACUGUAACACAAAAUAAAAGUCAAAGAAGAGGUGUUAAACAUCAAACCGGUCACAUAAAAAAGGAGCCAUUUUCAUGUUCAGAAUGUGAGAAAUGUUUUAACCAGAAAUCAGAUCUUAUUAGACAUCAGAGAAUUCACACAGGGGAGAUGCCGUUUUGUUGUUCAGAAUGUGGGAAAUGUUUUAAGCAUAAAUCAUAUCUGGUUGUGCAUCAGAGAGUUCACACAGGGGUGAAACCGUAUUCGUGUUCAGAAUGUAGUAAAUGUUUUAGAUAUAAAUCUGAACUUGUCCCACAUCAGAGAACUCACACAGGGGAAAAUCCAUUUUCUUGUUCAGAAUGUGGGAAAUGUUUAAGGCAGAAAUCAGAUCUUAUUAUUCAUCAGAGAAUUCACACAGGGAAGAGGCCAUUUUCAUGUUCAGAAUGCGGGAAAUGUUUUAAUCGUAAAAGUGUUUUUGUCAGACAUCAGAAAAAUCACACAGGGGAGAAGCCAUUUUCAUGUUCAGAAUGCAGUAAAUGUUUUAACCAGAAAUCAGAUCUUAAUGUACAUCAGAGAAUUCACACAGGAGAAAAGGCAUUUUCGUGUUCAGAAUGUGGGGAAUGUUUUAGGCAUAAAUCAGCUUUGGUUGUACAUCAGGGAAUUCACACAGGGGUGAAUCAAUUUUCAUGUUCAGAAUGUGGGAAAUGUUUUAAGCAUAAAUCAGCUCUUCUUAGACAUGAGAGAAUUCACACAGGAGAGAAGCCAUUUUCAUGUUCAGAAUGCGGGAAAUGUUUUAACCAGAAAUCUGCUUUUGUUAUCCAUCAGAGAAUUCACACCGGGGACAAGCCAUUUUCAUGUUCAGAAUGUGGGAAAUGUUAUAUCCAGAGAUCAGAUCUUAUUGUACAUCAGAGAAUUCACACAGGGGAGAAGCCAUUUUCAUGUUUAGAAUGCGGGAAAUGUUUUAACCAGAAAUCGGCUUUUGUUACACAUCAGAGAAUUCACACCGGGGAAAAGCCAUUUUCAUGUUUAGAAUGUAAGAAAUGUUUUUAUCAGAUAUCACAUCUUGUUAUGCAUCAGAGAAUUCACACUGGAGAGAAGCCAUUUUCCUGCUCAGGCUGUGGGAAAUGUUUUAUCCAGAAAUCAGAUCUUAUUGUACAUCAGAGAACUCACACAGGAGAGAAGGCAUUUUCAUGUUCAGAAUGCGGGAAAUGUUUUAAGCAUAAAUCAUCUCUGGUUGUACAUCAGGGAAUUCACACAGGAGUAUAUCUAUUUUCAUGUUCAGAAUGCGGGAAAUGUUUUAACCAGAAAUCGUCUUUUGUUACACAUCAGAGAAUUCACACAGGGGAAAAGCCAUAUUUAUGUUCAGAAUGUGGGAAAGGUUUUAAGAUGAAAUCAGCUCUGGUUGUACAUCAGAGAAUUCACACAGGGGAGAAGCCAUUUUUAUGUUCAGAAUGUGGGAAAUGUUUUAACCAGAAAUCGGCUUUCGUUAAACAUCAGAGAAUUCACACCGGGGAAAAGCCAUAUUUAUGUUCAGAAUGUGGGAAAUGUUUUAGUAAGACAUCAGCCCUGGUUAAACAUAAAAAAACUCACAAAUAAGAGAAGACAUCUUCAUGCUUAGCUUGUUAGUGGCCGCCAUUACGUGUUUUAAUGGUGGUCACUAACUGGCUUUAUUCCAAAACAUACUCCUUUUUACAGGGAGCUAAAAUAUCACCUACCAGGGCUAACUAAGGGUUUAGCGCAAUGAUCAGUGCCACUGUAAAGGUCCCCAAACACACAUGGUCUACUGUAUUGAAUGAAUACCGAUCAACUGACAGAUCCAUUUAAAAGUGAAAGUAAGUUUUCUUAGAUACAUAAAUGUUCUCUAAAGAAAAAUGUUUGGUGAGAAGAAAUAAAAAUAAAUAAAAAUAAAAUAAAGUUUCUUAAAGACACCACCAUACAUCAUAAAUCUAUGGGAGUAGUGUAUCUUUCAACCAUACCUGGUGAAGUACAAAACCAGGGCCUGAUGUGUGUGUAAUAUAUAUAUAUUUAUAUUAGGGCUGCACGAUAUGGGAAUUUUGUGCGAUUGCGAUUAGGGCCCUAAAAAUUUCGAUAUUUUAAGGGAAUUGUGCUAGAGGUCUAUUUGCUUGGAUUUUCAAUGCAAAAUCACACACAAAUUACUGAUAAUGAUGAAAUGUAGUUUUGCUUAACUCCAGAACUGAAAUGCACAGUGUUUUUCAAAAUAAAACAUAUUUUACUAAAUUAAAUAACAUAUUUGCAAUACUGCAAAAGUACAAAAUACAAAACUUGUCAUUUUCUUAAUAGCACUGCACAGAACAUAUAAAUAAAAUAGAAUAAAUAGAAGAACAUUUGUUCAUUAAAAUAACGACUUUCCUCCAGCCCCUCCUCCCUCCCUGCACUGUAACUCAUGUAUCGCCAGCCGCGCUGUGCAGCAUAGCGGCCGGCGAUACAUCCGUGUCAGCCACGUAAAAAGUCAACCAUCGCUUUUUGGGGGAAAAAGUUUGUCUUAUAAAGCGAAAAAUAUGGUAAUAUA